Messenger RNA from Diospyros lotus (date-plum), 1180 nucleotides. RefSeq names its product two-component response regulator ARR5-like. Lineage: Eukaryota; Viridiplantae; Streptophyta; Magnoliopsida; Ericales; Ebenaceae. The record is from RefSeq and is a predicted model, not a curated record. The transcript has 5 exons. Gene Ontology annotation, biological process: cytokinin-activated signaling pathway; phosphorelay signal transduction system. Bases 253 to 969 code for a protein of 238 amino acids.
UCAGAAUCUCCGACUCCAUCUUAAAGAAAUACACGUAAAAAAGUGAUUUUUAUAGAUUUUCCAGAUUUUCUAGAGAGAGAAAGAUCUUCCAGCUCCCUCCACCAUUGCCAUCGUUUUAUAUUUAUACCCUCUAAACUUUUAGAGAGAGAGAGAGACGGGCCUCCACAGCCACGCUGAAAGAGACCUACAAGGCGCUGCUUCUGUAUAAGACCAAUCUGGGGCCGAGGUAUAUUGGGUGAGCCAUAUUUUCCGAUGGCUAGAAACGGGAUGUUGCCGCGGCGGCGGAGGGGGGCAGGCGGCUUCGGAGACGUGCCCCCUUCUGAUUCGCAGCAGGUUCAUGUUCUCGCCGUCGACGACAGCCUUAUCGACCGCAAAGUCAUCGAACAGUUGCUCAGAAUCUCUUCUUGUAAAGUGACGGCGGUGGAUAGUGGGAGGAGAGCUCUGCAAUUCCUGGGGCUGGACGAGGAGAGAAGCUCCAUUGGAUUUGAUGGCCUGAAGGUGGAUCUGAUAAUCACAGACUAUUGCAUGCCUGGAAUGACUGGUUAUGAGUUGCUCAAGAAGAUCAAGGGAUCAUCUACUUUCAGAGAAAUCCCAGUUGUGAUCAUGUCUUCUGAAAACGUUCUGGCCCGGAUCGACAGAUGUCUAGAGGAAGGCGCGGAGGAUUUCAUAGUGAAGCCGGUGAAAUUAUCAGACGUCGAGCGCCUGAAGGAAUACAUGUUCGGAGAGGAACGGCCGGCGAGAGAAGACGGCGGGAUCAACAAGAGAAAGUCGCCGGAGGCCUCCGACCCCUCAUCGUCUCCCUCACCGGAGACGUCGCAGCCGUCCAUCUCAUCUUCAUCGCUAGCGUCGUCUCCCGGUUCCUCGGACACACUGUCGUCGUCGUCGUCGUCGUCGUCGUCGCCGCCGUCUUCUCCGGCUUCGCUUGAUUCUCCAACGAGGCGCCUGAAAAUGAGCAGCAGCUGUGGGUAGGAUCUGGAAAGCCGAGAUCAACAGGAACCAAUUGAAGCGAAUUGGUUGCUCCAUUUUGUUUAUGAUUAUUUGGUUGGAUUUGAUCCUUUGGUACCCGAAACGUUACUUUUUUUUUUUUUUCUUAAUACUACUGCUAUUUAUUGUAAUCGGAAAUAUGAUAUUUUUAUAAUUUUUUUAAUGAAGUAAGGAGAAUUACAAAUGAAAUAGAGAU